CCCGCGUGUGGUUGUUGUGCUUGAGUAACACCAGACCCCGCUAUCGCCUCAUUCGGUGUUCGAGUCUCAUCCCGAGCACUAUUCGGUCAUGCAUAAGGCCACCCAACUGACCGACCACAGGAGCUGGCAGUGCCGACUUCAAGCGUUUCAUACAGUCCUUUUACGAGAAGCAGCAAAGUGAAGAUGGAUCGUGCUCGCGUCUUCGACCAGAGCAGCUGGGAUCCACGUUGCAUGAGAGGAUUUGGCGCUGGGUGACCGACCAUGCAGAUAUUCGCAUCAUGCACCAUGGGGUUACACGGCAAUAUACUCUCACCGAAUUCGAAGCAGCAGAGAAGCCAGGAUCGACGCCGAACAACACUGCGUCUGCAGCUGCGCCUACAGAUUCUACCAACGCAGUGAAAGAGACACAAGACCCCGCAAAAUCUCUCCUAGCAUUGCGGGACUCCAUGCGCCAGCGUCUUAUCAAAGAAGGGCUCACCCCCCAGACCGCUGCCACAAAGAAGCCCUUAGGAUUACAGAGCUCUUCGUCAUCUCAAGAUCCCGCAAUCGAAGGGCCACCCAAUGUCAGCUUGUCGCAACAGGCCGUUCGUGCACCUCGUGUCCUUCCAAGUCUGUCAAACGAUGGCGAUACAGUCUUCGACGAUCCUCCAGCCGACACUCCCGCGCCUCGUCUCUUCGCGAGUCAAAAUCGUAUCUGGCAGGCAUUGACUGGUCAUGGCAUCGAUCUCAAGAAGGUUCCCACCAUGGAGUUCAUUUUGCUCUCUCUGAUUGCUUCGCACGGAACAGCUGGAGUCACACAGCCCGACUUGACGGCCAUGAGCGGGCAAGAUAAGCGCUCAGUGCCCCACAGGACCGAUGAGCUUUGUCGCAAGGGCUACAUCGAGAAGCGCCCUGUUCAAUCUGGCAAGCUGCGUACUAGUCUCUGCGUCCACCAGAAGUUUGUUUCGGCGGACCAUUUCUUAACUUCAGGUAAAGUCGAAGACGUCUUCCAAUACAAGAAGUUCGUGUUGUCUGGUUUUGUGCACCUUCUCUACAACACGCUGAAGGAUGCUGGUGUCGUGCCGACGAGAGACAUCCGAAAGCGAUUGAAUGUACCGAUGACCACUUGGAAUAAGCGAGCCGUGCAGGGCGCUCUCAUCCGCCUUGAUCAAACCGGGAUGGUGAAGCGCUUCAGAGCACGUAGGAAAGACGCCGAAGACAACUGGCUCACAUGCAUCGAGGUGUUGCGCGAACCUCGACCAGAAGACCACGAAAACCUGAAGUUCCGACGCCAGGUCACUCUCGAAGAGGAUGCCGAGGAGCAGUCAGACGAGGACGUUGACGGUGAUACGUUGAUGCGGGACCUGGAGGUUGACAUACUCAACAAUGACUCGCAAGAUGUCGACGGUGUCAAGGAAGACGCCGGUCGCAUUCCGCCCCAGUGGAUACCCGAACGCCUGUUGUCUAACACGCUAUAUGAGGUUAUAGGCAUGGGCGGCGCAGAAGGAUGGGAUGCUGUAGUCGUGCGCGACCGAAUUGUGGGCAAGUUUUGGCGGCGACCGAUGGAGUCGUAUCUCACUCGAUUGACGGAUGAUUGGGAGGCGACUCAGCCAGCUCAUCUCCGACACCUUGCAAUUAUUCGAGACACACGCAACACACAGGAGAAGAAGUUUGUACAUUACGUGUAUCGUACAUACGGCAACUUCCAGGAGGCUGUGGACGCAGGCGAAGUCAUUUGGGCCGGAGUUAGUAAGCCUGCGCCAAAACAAUCGUCAGCAGCCAAGGGCGGCCGACCGAAGAAGGAUGCACCUGGCGCACAGGUUGAUGCUUGGGGAUUUCGCGCUCUCAGCUCAAAAGAUUUUGUUGACAAAGAUGGUUCAGCAUCACUUUCACAAUGUCGCAGAGCCAUCGUCCUACCAAGGAAGUAUGGGCCACGAUGGGAUAAUCUGCUUGCUGAUGACAUUGGGUAUGAGAAGGCUGAGACACCCAUGUCGGAGAAGACCAUGCGGAGGAAUAAGCCAAAAGCUACAUCCAAAGACCUGUUAUCAUCUCAAACACCAAGGUCUGAGAAUCCGGUAACUCCAAGUCAACGCAGCAUACUCAGCGAUGCGGCUACCGACGGCGACGACGCGACGCCCGUGGCUGCAGCCAAAAUUCUGGGUCUCCCGAAGUUGAAGCACGAGACAGGGCUACUCACCAUAGACCAGAGGAUAGCCCUGGGACUGAAGCCGAAAGGCCGCCUCAGCAAGUUUGUUGAGGAUCAGAUUCGAGAGCAUCGCAAGCAGACAGGAGAGCUGAUGUCGAUUCCAGAGUCGAUUGUACUGGAAAGACCAUCAAGCGCGAAUACAACACCCGUCCUCGCUAAGUCUGGACCGCUCAUGACCAAGGAAGAGCGGAUCGCUGCAGGGCUGCCAGCCCGUGGGCGUCUGGGUCAGAAGAUCGAAGACCAAAUCCGCCAGCAACGUGGACUCCCAACGAUUGGAUCUAAGGUCAAAAAGCCGCGAAAGAGUCGGCCAGCCAACGAACCAGCACUGCUGAGCAAAGAUCAGAGAAUCAAGCUCGGUAUCAUACCCCAUGGGCGUUUACCGCAGUCGCUUAUGGAAGGGCUGCGUGAGGAGCGCGACUUCGAGAUUCCUUUCGAGCAGUCCAAAGUCAUCCCAGCGUAUCUUGAUGCCGUGAAGGAGAAGCUACCCAAAGCACAGCUGACUAGAGCAAUCGAUGGGGUCAGGGUACAGACGAUGCGGGAAAAGGAUCCAAACUAUGAUCCGACUCGAGGAUUGGACAACUCUGAUGACGACACCCCUGUUCUCAAUGACCCUGACGAGUCAGUAGUGAUAGCCUCGAGAACCAGCACGCCAGCCGUUGAGAAGCGAAAGGCUGAUGAUGAUACUUCCGUUUCGCAACCCCCCAAGCGACUACGAACUGAGCGAGACGAUUCCGCGGAAGAGUCCGGCGCGGUAGUACCGACACCACCACCAACAACGUCCCCUGCGAUCACUGAGCCAAUUUUUGAACCGCAAGAGCAGGACGAUUCGAGUACAACCAAUGUGGAGGAGGAGAGUACACUUGUCGCAACCAGUCUUCCACAACAAGACCGUCCAAAGAUAGUCACGCCUCCUCGCGAGAGCUCUCCUCCCAUCAUCGAUUUGGCCGCUGUCGAUGAGAAGAUUCAUUCGAUCAAAGAUAAAUACAGCAACCGAUCUGUUCCUGGCGUCUAUAUCGAUCCAUUUGCGAAACGUAAGAUUGGCCAAGGUAGACCGCGCAACGCUUACAUUGCGACUUUUCGGCUGCAAGGGCUCACGGAUCUGGACUGGUUCAGGAAUGAGACAACGACUUCUACAAGCGAGAAGCAGGAACCAUCACCACGCCGCCCGGUGGAAUCGCCUGAAAAAGAGGUCGAGACAGAAGAGCAGCGUACAGACAACGAUGAGCGUGACGCGACCAUCGCCCCUUCAACAUCUGCGGCGGGGGACAGCGUCGAGCCCGAUGCAGCACUUGCCAAUUCAGGCGCGGAUGGUGUUACAUUGUCUCAAAGCGAUGUCCUGGAUGCCGAACAGUCAGGAGAUCAACACAUGACUGACGAGACCCAUGUUUCCCAGCAUACGCCAGCUGGUGCCGAGCAUAUGAACCCCUCGGGACAGAGUCGGAAGGCAACUCAAGCAAUACAACAGUAUGCUCGUCCGGUUGCUGGCUGGAAUGCAAUCAACAAGCCGCUACAACCAGAGUCUGCAUACCAAAGCCCUUAUGCAUCUGCUGAUCCUACAGAGCCAAUUCAUGUCGAUGAACCACAGCUCGAGGAUGACACAGCGGAACAAGAGACGCAAGAUGAUGCAAACGAUUCUCAGAUCCAGGGCGUAUGUGGUCCGAUUAGGGAAGAAGACAUGAUGAGCCGGAGUGCCAGGAAGCUCGCAGCAUACAUGGGUACCAAGACGGGAGGCGGAAGUCAGAAGAUGUUCCGUCACAAGGUCAUUAUGCAGAUCAUCGACCUUUGCGAUGGUGUUUAUCCCAUGCAUGGAGAAAUUGGACGACCAUUCACCACUCUUUGGAAGCAGCUAUAUCCCAACGUGGCUCCGCCAAAUUCGAGCACCGUGCUGUCGAAUCUGAGAGACAUGAUCGCUGAUCCACGCAACAGGCUCAAGAAGUUCAGCUUCCUGAUCAGGCUUCGACAGAGUGCCGGCUUGAAAAAGAAGGACAUGGUGGUGUACGAACAUCUCACCCCUACAAGCCCGCAGGUUACGAAACUCGCAUACAAGAUGGCCAACUACUCCAGCACGAAGGCACAUCAGUACUAUCCGGAAGAGAUCCUUCACUUGGUAUCUGAUGAGUCAUUCUACGUGCCGAUGCCAGUCGCGCCGAAAGACGAGACCGUCAGCCUGGAGCGUCUUAAUCCAAGUCUCAGGAGCAAGAUUAAGGAGGCCAACCUCGAGCGACGGAGGCGGUACUACCACAAGCAGAAAAAUGAAGAACUCGCGCGCGACGCUCAAAACGCAGGAGUGGAGGCACCUCUCAAACAGACCGCGAAGGUCGACGGACAGCCGCGGGCCAAGCGAGCGCGUCUUGCAAGUCUCAAUGACAAGAACAAACGAUAUCGUCGUGCUCCGCUAUCGACUGCGCCCUCGACAACUCUUGAUCCAGAGCUUGGGGAGAGCAUAACCGAAGAGAUUGAACCAGCGGCAGAUGAAGCUCAGCAGGGGCGAUCCUUGACGUGGAGGGAUCCUUGGGUGGGUCCUGCCGUGGGUCAGUCUACGCUAUCGGACAACUCAGCUCCCACAGUUCCCUCGAUUGGAUAUUACGUUUCGUCAAUCACUGCGCCCAUUGUCCGCUUCUAUUCAACGAACGGAACCUUCUCUACGGAACUUGGCUUUGUUCGUGCGACCGACUUGCUUGGUAUCCCACUUCCGACAAAGGCUACGGAUGCUUCGAUUGCGCCGUCGAAAAGCAGAAAACGAGUCAGGAUCAUCGAGCCUGCAUCAAAGCCCAGCAAGAAAGUUCGUCUUGGUACGGGCAAGCCUGUUCCUGUUACUGAACCCAGUCUUGUCAUUAGCUCCAGCGACGGGAGUGACGAUCCCUACACCUCUGAUUCGUCCUCAACUUCUUCUGAUAGUGAAGACCAUGUCCCUCUUAUGCAACUCAGCAAGGCUCAGGCCAAGACCAAGGCAAGGGCGAAGGCUAAAGCCAAGGCCAAAGAAAAGGCGAAUGCCAAACGAGGCAGCAAAAAGGACCCGCCUCCUACCCUACUCGAACGUCUCACUGGUCUUACUGGAGACCUUAACGAGCCUGUCUACCUUCCACCAAAGCCGAGGUCUCAAUCGCAGAAGACAUACCAGGCCUGGACCGAAAGAAAGAAGGCUGGCUUCGACAAACGGCAACGGGAGCGCAAGUAUGCCGAAAGCCAGGACCCUGUUGACAAAUUUAAGAAGCUGGUCUGCACUCUCGUCAUUGCUUCAUCGAUGGCAGGAGUCGAAGGCAGCAUUGACUGGAGUAUCGUCGAGAAGGCACACGAUGCCAAGGGCUUCGAUCUCGCUAAAACAAAAGCUCUAUGGCGCUGGAUGCAAACAAACAUGGCUACACAGAUCGAAGAUUUGACAUCAGACUUCGAAACUCGCUUCCUGGAGGCAUACGAGAACAACAGGAUCGCAGCGAUCGAAGAUCCGACGAAAUAUGAUUGGGCAAACCUGGUCAGGUGGGCUAUGCACACUUGUGUGUACCCUGAACUCUCUUUGCCUGUGUACCGGGAGGCGCUUCAGCAUUUCAUCGUCGAUUUGUCGAGCUACGAGGCUCUGGAUCGACCCAAGUGGUAUCGUGAGAGGGUUGCAGACAGAGUACGCACGCAGCUACAGCUGCAGUACCCCUUCACUGCGCCUCUGCACCAGUCUCACGCUCACGCGAAACGAAACAGCGUUGACGAAACCGAGCUUAAGGCGCGAUCAUGGAUUCGGGCGAAUACAGCUACGCCACAGGACCGCUACGACAGCAAGACAGCUCAUGAGAAGCUUAGGGCGCUAGGUGAUCCUGUGCUUGCAAAGGUUGUGGGCGAGUACGUCGACCGACAAAUGCUGCGGAUGCGCCAGCUAAAGCGCCUGUUGCCCGGCAGGAACUACACAUUCACAGCACGACUUGCAAAGAAGUACGGGCGCACCUUCGAGCUCAGCGACUUCAUGGCUGCUGUCAAGAUCAAGAAGGAUAUGGACGCUGCUUUUGCGCAGGACGAUCCUGAGAAGCGUAUCUAUUCUAUCUCCCGCGCCGAACCAGAUGGCGCCAUCAUGGCAGUCAUGUCGUUGCUCAGCAACGGCAAAGUCAAGUUUGCUCCCCAGCUCCCGUCUGUCAACAACGAGUUUGGUGCUCCGUUGCCGCGAUUGUCUGUAUGGGGUUUCAUGGAAGGCGAUUAUGUGCACCGUGGCAUUGACAGGCAGCGUUUGUUCUGGGACAUUCAUGUGGUUCCUACUGAGACAUACGACUAUGGGAAUCCACUGCAGCCGGCAUCUGCGCCGCUUGGAGAAUUGGCAACCAGUCUCGCAGCUUGGCCGCCGCUUCCAGUGCCACCGCUGCCUGGUAAACAUGACUUCAAUGCCCUACUGCCGAUCUGGAGCAGCAUGGAUGGGCAGAAGGUCACCUGGCCCUGGUGGUACCGGAUCCUGAAUCUAGUGUUGCAACCUCUUAUCUUCCAGCCCGGUGCAACGGUCGAAGACAUCCACGCAAACUGUGAUGAGUACACAACCGAGAUAUUCGAGAUCCAGCUCGUCUUGCAGUGGCUGGAGUCGGUUAACGCAGUCAAAAAAGUCAUCGGCGGUGGCUAUAUCACUCUGCCGUGCAUUUGGGCUGUAUUCGGCGAUGUCCUGCACGAUUUAGAGGACGACUGGCUCAACGCGCAUGUCAAACGCAAAUACAAGAAGCACGAGAAACAGCAAUGGCGUGACAAGUAUCACCUAAGGUAUUCCACGUUGCUGGGGCGCGAUGCGAGGCCGUCACCGAGCGAUGACAAUGAGUCUGACGCGCAAACCGAUGACGAGCGCGAAGGAGCGAUGACUGCGAGCACAAAGAUCAUGCGUCACCCGAAAGAGCAGUAUGCAAUUAUGAGGGAUCAAAUCGCUGCUGCGGCGUCUAAACCUUCUGCUACCGAUCGAGCUGCGGAUACUUUGGUACAAGAGGCAGAGCAUCGACCUGCGUCCGAGAGCAAGGCAAAUGGAGCGCAGACCUCCGAGACCGCUGGCACUGCAGAUGAAAAUGUCCCCAUGCAGGACCUAGAUGGUACGGAAGAGAUGGAUGCCGAGGGUGAGAUGGAAGUUUAAUCGGGAGCAAAUCAUCACGAUCCGUAUUACGGUGUAAAGCACAAUGAUGUAGAGCAUGCAUGUGCUGUAGAAACAACGAUGAAGAUAUGUGUAGUACGGAAUGGUGUUCGCAAGGCCCUGCGAAGGACUAUGUUGGUGCUAUUCUGUUCUUGUACAAUAGAGGUACGUCGAAACGUCAAGCCCUCAUCCUCUGCUACUCUAGAGAAACAAAAAGAUUAGAAGACAUGA
This is a messenger RNA of Didymella exigua CBS 183.55, 7496 nucleotides long. RefSeq lists its product as uncharacterized. Gene Ontology annotation, molecular function: DNA binding. The record is from RefSeq and is a predicted model, not a curated record. Gene Ontology annotation, biological process: transcription initiation at RNA polymerase III promoter; 5S class rRNA transcription by RNA polymerase III. The transcript has 2 exons. Lineage: Eukaryota; Fungi; Ascomycota; Dothideomycetes; Pleosporales; Didymellaceae. Gene Ontology annotation, cellular component: transcription factor TFIIIC complex. The coding region runs from base 279 to 7268 and encodes 2329 amino acids.